Canariomyces notabilis is the source of this 1358-nucleotide messenger RNA. RefSeq names its product 4-nitrophenylphosphatase. The transcript has 4 exons. The coding region runs from base 147 to 1070 and encodes 307 amino acids. The record is from RefSeq and is a predicted model, not a curated record. Gene Ontology annotation, molecular function: alkaline phosphatase activity; phosphoglycolate phosphatase activity. NCBI's taxonomy places the organism in Eukaryota, Fungi, Ascomycota, Sordariomycetes, Sordariales, Chaetomiaceae.
GCCGUUGUUGCAACUCCCGCCGUCAACUACUCUACACACUCGGCACAAUAUAGAUGCCAGGCGUGAGGUAGGCUCAAAGCGGCAGCAAGAGCAAGCCUGAUCGACUCUGCCCCCCCGAAUGCUCUUCUCCUUUAGGUUCUUUGAAGAUGGCAGCGAAACCAAAGUACCUCACGGGGGAUAUUCCCGCUAUCAACGAAUUUAUCGAUCGCUUUGAUGUCUUCCUGCUGGAUUGUGAUGGAGUAAUUUGGUCUGGGAAUCAUGUUUUCGAUGGCGUCGUCGAGACGCUGGAACUCCUGCGUUCCAGAGGCAAGAAGACGAUUUUCGUUACCAACAACUCAACCAAAUCCCGGCAAGAGUAUCUCCAGAAGUUCACGGGGUUAGGCAUCCCGUCAGACACUGAAGAAAUCUUUGGCUCGGCGUACUCGUCGGCCAUCUAUAUCUCCAGGAUCCUCAAGCUGGCGCCGCCCAAGAACAAGGUUUUCGUCAUCGGAGAGGCUGGUAUCGAGAACGAGCUUCGGAGCGAAAGCAUACCGUUCAUUGGCGGCACUGAUCCGGCUUUCAGGAGGGACAUGACACCUGAGGACUCGAAGGGACUCGCUGACGGGUCUCUGUUGGAUCCCGAAGUAGGAUGUGUGCUUGUCGGUCUCGAUUUCCACAUCAACUAUCUGAAGCUGGCGCACGCCUUCCAGUACCUGCGACGCGGUGCAGUCUUCUUGGCGACCAACGUGGAUUCGACCUUUCCCAUGAACCACAGCUUCUUCCCCGGCGCCGGGUCUAUCAGCAUACCGCUCGUGUACAUGACGGGACAAGAACCGCUGGCGCUCGGGAAGCCCAGUCAGGCCAUGAUGGAUGCUAUUGAGGGCAAGUUCCAGCUGAACCGCGAGCGCACGUGCAUGGUCGGGGACCGCCUCAACACAGAUAUCAAAUUUGGAAUAGAAGGACGGCUAGGCGGAACCCUUGCCGUCCUCACAGGCGUCAACAAGCAGGCCGACUGGGAGGUCGAUGACCCGAUUGCAGUUCCCGCAUUCUACGUAGACAGACUGAGCGACCUUCGGGCGGCCGUUUCCUAGUGAGGAGCUGUCGCGCAAAACGAGGUUUUGCUGUCUGGAAAGUUCGCCGAGAGAGAUUCCAGGUUGGAGUGGUGGACCAGCAGUUUGGUUUGUCCGUAUAGAUUUUGCUCGGCGAUGGUGCAUACCUAUGCGGAGACUGCGGAGUUCCGGUAGACGGUUUAGAGGUACUUACCGGUAGCGUACAAUACACCAGGGCAGGGGUUGGGAGCGGCCCGAAGAGUUCAUAUUCUCCCAUAUACACUAGAUCUACCAUACAAGGCAGGCCAAUAGAGUUGGAACCCGUUUUAG